UAAGGCUUUACACACAGGUUGGAAAGCGGAUGUACACACUUGUGCUGAGGGGAUACACACUGCAACAGGAUGUCAGCACGAACGGGACACAGACCAAACUGACACAAUUUUUAUGAACAAUGAAGUUUGUGAUAGUUGGAGACAGCGGAGUUGGAAAAACACCUUUGUUGACAACUUUCAUUGAAGGAGUUUUUCCUUUAGAAUAUGUUCCUACAGUGUUCGAUAUAAAAAGUACAGAGGUCACAGUGAAAGGUCAAAAGGUGAAAUUAUACCUACACGAUACCACAGGAUUAAGUGAUUAUGAAGCAGUUAGAGUUAUAGCAUAUCCUGAAACGGAUUGCUUCCUCUUGUGUUUUUCCCUUUGUAACAAGGAGAGUCUAGCCAGCGUUCAGAACAAAUGGUACCCUGAAAUACGUCAGCACUGCCCCAAUGCACCAAUCAUUCUAGUGGGUACGAUGUUAGAUAUUAGACAAGAUACAUCCAAACAGAAGGACCCUAGCAAUAUUGUAUCAAGUUCAGAGGGAGAGAAGACCAGGAAGUCUUUAAAAGCAGUGAAAUAUGUCGAGUGCUCUGCCCUUACCCAAGAAGGUCUAAAAGAGGUCUUUGAAAAAGCAGUCAAAACAUGUUUAUCCAAAAAAUAAAAAUUAAAACAAGAAACUUGA
Messenger RNA from Biomphalaria glabrata, 662 nucleotides. RefSeq names its product ras-related protein ced-10-like. Gene Ontology annotation, molecular function: GTPase activity; GTP binding. The coding region runs from base 120 to 641 and encodes 173 amino acids. The transcript has 7 exons. NCBI's taxonomy places the organism in Eukaryota, Metazoa, Mollusca, Gastropoda, Planorbidae. The record is from RefSeq and is a predicted model, not a curated record. Gene Ontology annotation, biological process: small GTPase-mediated signal transduction.